CACGAAAACGAAAAACAGAGCAUGCAUGAUUCCAAAUUUAAUGGAUUCCGGCUUAUUAAUAAAUUCGGAGCUACAGCACAUGCCUUUGUUCUUCCCCACACCGUCCAUGGCGCUGCUCUAAUUUUCUUUAUAGGUAGCAGCUUUUAAUGCAGUUUCCUCACCCUCUCAUCAUCACUCUCUAUCCUCCCCAAUAUAUAAACACUUCACUCCUACUGCAGCUAUCUAUACACAUUGAUUUAUAUUGUGUUAAUUACAAUGAGAUUGAUGAGCAGAUUGUUGACGGUUUGCAGCAUUACGCUGCUGAUUACCUCAAUACACGCAAAUGGAAGCCAAUCUACUGACCUCGCGGCGGUGUCGGCCAUCAGAGAUGCGAUGAGCGGUUCGAUCGCCACCGCAUGGACCGGUACCGACUGCUGCACGUGGCCGGGGAUCGUCUGCCACCCGGAGACGCUCCGAGUCACCGACAUCGUCCUCCGCGCCGGCGACUCGCCGAGUUCCGAUCUACAGAGCGAGAAGCUCGAUCUGACCGUCGAUUGGACCGGCCUCAUCUCCGACUCCCUCUGCCAGCUCGAUCAGCUCAACACGCUCAUCGUCACCGACUGGAACAGGAUCUCCGGCGGGAUCCCGCCGUGCAUCACCUCGCUCUCCCGCCUCCGCAUCCUCGACCUCUCCGGAAACAGAAUCUCCGGCGAGAUCCCUGCGGAUAUCGGGAAGCUGACCCAGCUCGUGGUGCUGAAUCUCGCGGACAACGAGAUCACCGGCUCGAUUCCCCCAUCCGUCGCCGGCCUCAGCAACGUGAAGCUUCUAGACCUCAGCAACAACAAACUCUCCGGUGAGAUUCCGUCGGAGAUGGGGAAAAUGAGUAUGCUGAGCCGCGCGAUACUGAGCGGGAACCAACUCGGCGGUUCGGUACCUGAGUCGUUCGCCGGUCUGUCUAGGAUGGCUGAUUUGGACCUGUCGAUGAACCAGAUAUGCGGUUCGAUUCCGGAUUGGAUGGGGUCGAUGCGGGUGCUGUCGGUCCUGAAUCUGAACUCGAAUAAACUUUCCGGUGAGAUACCGGCGAGUUUGUUCGGCAACAAGGGUUUGAAUUACUUGGAUUUAAGCCGGAAUUCAUUGGAAGGGAAGGUGCCGGAUAGUUUCAGCGCUGAAAAUUACUUUAUAAAUUUGAAUUUAUCGUAUAAUAAGUUGAGCGGUGAAGUUCCAAAGUCUAUUCAGUUGGUGAAGUAUAUGGGCGCCUUGGAUUUGGAGGGCAAUAAUUUUGAAGCCUAGUCCAUCCCAUCUCCAUAACCAUAACUAAUGUAUCAUCUCUUGAGUUUUUUUUUUUUUUUCCUUCUUAAUUUGAAAUUGUUGUGCAUGGAUGUCGCAAAUGUACAUUUAAUUUUGCUUGGUAUAAACCUUUGAAUUUUUAUUUUUGAAA
Molecule: messenger RNA, 1417 nt
Organism: Salvia miltiorrhiza (redroot sage)
Lineage: Eukaryota; Viridiplantae; Streptophyta; Magnoliopsida; Lamiales; Lamiaceae
Product: DNA damage-repair/toleration protein DRT100-like
Exons: 1
Coding region: 256-1269 (337 amino acids)
Molecular function (GO): protein binding
Source: RefSeq, a predicted model, not a curated record